This is a messenger RNA of Solanum tuberosum (potato), 1332 nucleotides long. Its product is annotated as putative late blight resistance protein homolog R1A-10. Lineage: Eukaryota; Viridiplantae; Streptophyta; Magnoliopsida; Solanales; Solanaceae. Gene Ontology annotation, molecular function: ADP binding. The coding region runs from base 1 to 1332 and encodes 443 amino acids. The record is from RefSeq and is a predicted model, not a curated record. Gene Ontology annotation, biological process: defense response to other organism. The transcript has 2 exons.
AUGGCAGCUUAUACUGCUGUAAUUUCUCUUCUUCAAACUCUUGAUCAACCAAAUAUUUCAGAACUCUUUCAUGAUCACAGUACUGAAAUGUUCGAUUCUCUUCGUGCUACAGCUGAAUAUUUUCAAGAUGUUCUUGAAAACACUAGCAAUGAGAAAAUCAAAUCUUUGGAGGAAGAUAUUAGAGUUGUUGUUAGUGAGGCAGAGGAUGUUGUUGAAAUGAAGAUUUCUGAAAUCAUCAAAGAAGAAAGCUGGACAUUUGGAAUUUUACAACACCAUGAUAUGCUACCAGUUGUUGAAAAAAUGGAUACCACAAAGAAACAAGUGAUGGAGAUUCUUUGUCAUGAUGCUGAUCAAAUUCUUGAAUUAACCGGGGAUUCCUUGAUUGGCGCUUCUUCUAUGAGUGAUCCAAUGCUGUCAGAUCAGUUGGAAGAUGAUAUUGUGCAGGGACUUGAUGGUGACUUGGAGAUAAUAGAUAAGAGAUUGAGAGGACCAACGUCGGAUCUAGACAUUGUCACCAUAUCAGGUAUGGGUGGCAUUGGCAAAACAACACUCGCUAAAAAAACUUAUGAUCAUCUUCCAAUCAGAAAUGUAUUGUUAGAAGCUUUACAUUGCAUUUCAAAGCAAAGAGUUAUUGAGAACACAAAAGAUUAUGAUAAGAUGAAUGACAGUGAGUUAGCUGAUCUGGUGCAAAAGAGUCUAAAGGGUCCUAGAUACCUUGUUGUUGUUGAUGAUAUUUGGAGUAGGGAUGUUUGGGAUAGCAUAUCACAAAUAUUUCCUAAUCGCAACAAUGGGAGUCGAGUCUUAUUGACUACUAGGGAAACUGAUGUAGCAAUAUAUGCAAAUACUAGUAGCCCUCAUAAGAUGAACCUCUUGGAUUUAGAUAAUAGUUGGAAGUUACUCCGUGAUAAGGUGUUUGGACUAGAAUACGAUCAUCCUCCUGAGUUGGAAGAAAUUGGAAAAAAAAUAGCAGAAAAAUGUCAAGGACUUCCCUUAAUAAUUUCAGUGAUUGCAGGGCAUCUCUCUAAAACGGCCAAGACAUUAAAAAGUUGGGAGUAUGUUGCCAAAACCUUAAAUGAAAUCAUUGCUAGCCAUCCAAAUAAAUGCUUAGGAGUGCUCGGUUUGAGUUACCAUCACUUGCCUAAUCGACUCAAACCAUGCUUUCUUUCUAUGGGUAAUUUCCCAGAGGAUUUUCAAGUUGAUACUUGGAGAUUGAUCCAAUUAUGGAUCGCAGAAGGUUUCAUAAGGGCACCUGCUGGAAGUCGUAAAAGCUUGGAGGAAGUGGCAAAAUGUUAUUUGGAGGAUCUUAUCAGCAGGAACUUGAUAAUGGCUUGA